Molecule: messenger RNA, 819 nt
Organism: Danio aesculapii
Lineage: Eukaryota; Metazoa; Chordata; Actinopteri; Cypriniformes; Danionidae
Product: chemokine XC receptor 1-like
Exons: 1
Coding region: 1-819 (272 amino acids)
Biological process (GO): phospholipase C-activating G protein-coupled receptor signaling pathway; positive regulation of Rho protein signal transduction
Cellular component (GO): membrane
Molecular function (GO): G protein-coupled receptor activity
Source: RefSeq, a predicted model, not a curated record
AUGAAGAACUCAACAGUAGACUUCAGUGCACCUGAAACAUCUACAAACUCCACGGAUAUGUUAAUCGUACGCAUAGCAGGUCUGGAAAUUUGUGUGUACAGCAUCUAUUUCCUGUUUGGUGUUCCUACACACUCUUAUGUUAUAUGGCUCAUCGUCACAGGAUCAAGUGGAGUUGCUUCAGAGUUCUUCAAUCUCAAUCUGUCUGUUUGUGAGAUUGGUAACUGUCUGAACUGCUUGAUUUCUUCACUAUCAUUUUAUUAUUUAAGCAUAUUACCAUUAAAAGAGUUUUUAGUAGGACUACUUGCCACGGGUCGUCCACUGUUUCAGUGUCUGAUGUGUGUUGAGCGUUACCUGGCAGUGGUUCAUCCUGUAACCUUUCUGAAGUACAAACCUCUCAGAUAUAGAGUGAUCUGCUGUCCGGUCGCCUGGAUAAUCAUUCUUUUCUCUUGUUUGUUUUGCUUGUUUACUGGAGGCUCAUAUCUCCUUGUGGAAACAUGGUUCACUUUAAUACAAUUCCUAAUCUUCCUCUCCAUCCAGUUGUUUUGUCUUGUGGCUGUUCUCAGAGCUCUGAAGCAGUCAGGACCAGGAGAGAGAAAGAAAGAGGAAAACCACAUGAAGAGAAGAGCGGUUAAUCUCAUUCUGAUAACUACUGUCUUUCUGGUCAUCACAUAUGCCCCGUUUAGUAUUUCUGGAAUUUAUACUCUUCUGGCAAAACAGUAUAUUUUUGCAUGUUGGAUCCCUAGUUUGAUUUGUUAUGUGAUGACUGGAUUUGUGCAGCCUAUUCUUUAUCUGCACCGUGCUGGAAAAUUCUCUAAAUAA